Molecule: messenger RNA, 1196 nt
Organism: Tigriopus californicus
Lineage: Eukaryota; Metazoa; Arthropoda; Copepoda; Harpacticoida; Harpacticidae
Gene: Polr1F
Product: DNA-directed RNA polymerase I subunit RPA43-like
Biological process (GO): DNA-templated transcription initiation
Cellular component (GO): RNA polymerase I complex
Source: RefSeq, a predicted model, not a curated record
AAAUUGAGACUUGGAUAGCAAGUUCACAACGUGUUGUUGUGGUGGUUAAGAACCCGACCCACUUGUGAAGGUUUUUUCAGGCAACAAGACAGGACCCCCGAAAUAAGCCCGACCUUGUGCCCGCCUGAUCAGCUCAGGUCCUGUUGCUUUAGAUGUCCCAGGGACCCAUUGGAUCCCUGAGCCGUAACCCGUCCAGUCUGACUCCCACGGCCAAAAAAGUUCAGAUGUUGCCUUUAAAGACACUCCAGAAGCUUGAGAAGGAGCCGGAUAGCGGGAUCUGGAAAUGUCGUCAGACGUUGCAUGUGGCUUUGCAUCCGCGAUAUCUGCACAAUCUCCAAUUGGGACUGGUCACCUACUUCAAUCAAAAGAUCAACAUCUUUGAUGCCAGGGCAAAAUCUUCCUCCGCAGUCCCAAGGGCGACAUCAUGAACGAAGAGGCUCACAUUCACGUGGACGUGGUCUCGGACUUCUGGGUGUUUCGUCCCGUGUUGGGGGCUCAGCUCAAGGGCGUGGUCAACAAGAAAAGUCCCACCCACGUGUCGUGCCUCGUGCACGGCUGCUUCAAUGUGCCUUGUUAUCGACCGCCUGAGACGCCGGAUUGGUGCGGCUCCACGGCCAAACUUGAUCAAGUAGUGCGGCUCACCGUCCAAAAAGUGGACCUCUCCCAAAAGAUCCCCUUCAUCAUGGGCACCUUGCAGAGCGAGAGCGUGGCCGAACACAUCAUGAACGACGGGUCUAUCUUCAGCCAAGUGGAGGAGGUGCCCAGUUCCACGUUCAAGGCUAUCAAGAGGAGCACGAGUGACUUAGAGUACGAUUCGGGUAUCGACAGUUUGAGUAAGAAGAGGAAACGAAAGCUCCUCGAAGAGACUGUGCCUGAAACGGAAGUGCCCGAGGCCGAAGAAGCACCCUCGGUCAAUGACGAAACCAUCCUUGCGAGUGCACCGAGCCCACCCAAGAAAAGGCGGAAGAAGGCCAAGAAGAGCAAGGGGUUGGAGACCAAGAGUGAAGAGGUGGAAGAGCCUGAAGUGGACAAAGAGGUGGAGGUGAAGAUGGAGGCUAUGCAAAACUCGUUGUUAGAGGCCAUUUCGAGCAAGAUCAAACCGAAAAAGAAGAAGAAAUCCAAAGAAUCCGCCGACUAAAACAGCUCCUUGGGAUGAAUCCGGCCCGCGAGCGAUCUCGAUUAUUUUUUUUUGGAAA